This is a messenger RNA of Gigantopelta aegis, 3997 nucleotides long. Its product is annotated as retinoic acid receptor gamma-like. The transcript has 13 exons. Gene Ontology annotation, biological process: regulation of transcription by RNA polymerase II; retinoic acid receptor signaling pathway; cellular response to corticotropin-releasing hormone stimulus. Gene Ontology annotation, molecular function: RNA polymerase II cis-regulatory region sequence-specific DNA binding; zinc ion binding; nuclear glucocorticoid receptor binding. Bases 707 to 2074 code for a protein of 455 amino acids. Lineage: Eukaryota; Metazoa; Mollusca; Gastropoda; Neomphalida; Peltospiridae. Gene Ontology annotation, cellular component: transcription regulator complex; nucleus. The record is from RefSeq and is a predicted model, not a curated record.
CUGAAUUGACACUGGCCGGCCGACCCACAUAGCCGGUGUGUUGGCUCUAUAUCUAGGCCACUGGUCAUCAGUGGUAAAUUUAUCCAGUCUCGGCAUGUCCACUUGUGCAUAACCUGCAUUCAGACUGGGCUGGUAAUGAAUCACGGAUCGCCAGAGCCUGUACUAGGCUGCGGUUAUUCAAUUCCUAGCACUGGCUGGCUGCCCGCGUACACAUGUGGCUGUAUAGUGAGUGAAUCGUGAAUAUCAUCACUGUGAAUGUGGAAGUACACACACACAGACUCACUGAGACACACACAGAGACAGAGAGAGAGAGCGAACUCAUGGAGAUGUUUGUGUGAUGGAAACUAUAACAUGUUGACUGUGUGUACGUCCAUGUGUGUGUGCCGCUGGUGCUCAUAGCUGUUGGAUAAUCCUCAUUUCCCUCUUGUUAACUGGAGUGUGGUGCAAACAAACGGUGUAAACAGAUUUCAUACAUUCACAUUUUUCUGGACGUGAUACUUGCGACACCGGUGAGGAAUGUUUUCAGCCCACAGGUUGCCGGUGAAAGCAUUGACUGAUUCACAGUAAUGACAGCGUGUGUUGGAACUAUGGAUUGUACUUGGAUAUCACUUCACCAGUCAUAACUCCUUCACACAAGUCUUGAAGACUUGGCAACAAUGAAGAAGUCAGAUUGGCAUGAUAUUUCCUGAUGUGAAGGUAGAAAAAGAUGAACCAUAACAUGGGGACCCAACCAAUCGUCAGCGACUCUGGUCAUGGACCCUCCUCCAAUCAGGACACUGCUGCCAACGCUGCCAAUCAGCAAGAAAUCUUUCAGCGCCUAGCAGUGAAAUCCAUGUCAGUGAUGCAAGUAAUGCCGGAUCAAAGCUACGUCAGUUACCCAUCCGAUGUGUACACCUCACAUUACGGGGCCAUGUUUGAUGCGAAGCCAACCUACUUACAUGUGUCUAAGGAUGGUCAUCUAUACGACCCCACACCUCAGAUGUACAGUGAUCUUCAGGUCGCACAUGGCAUGACUGAUUCGAACAUGUCACCGUCACCACCCCCUCCCCCACGCAUCUACAAGCCCUGCGUUGUAUGCAAUGACAAGUCAUCUGGAUAUCACUAUGGUGUCAGCUCGUGCGAGGGGUGUAAGGGUUUCUUCCGGCGCAGUGUUCAGAAGAACAUGCAGUACACGUGUCACAAGGACAAACAGUGCCAUAUCAACAAGGUGACGCGCAACCGGUGCCAGUACUGUCGACUCAUGAAGUGUUUCUCCAUGGGCAUGUCCAAAGAAGCAGUUCGGAACGACAGGAACAAGAAGCGUAAACAGAAGCCGGAGGGUACGACGGGUGGCCAGGAUGACCUGACGGAAGGGGACCAGUCAUUGAUACAAGAUGUGCUCGAAGCUCACAGAACCACGUAUUCCUAUGACCGUGACAGCAGAACUUCAUCUCCGGGUGCUAGUUGUGACAAAGAUGGAGAAAGAAAUAUUUUGUGGGACAAUGUUGGUGAACUGUCAUCUGAAGGCAUUGUUAGAAUUGUGGACUUUGCUAAAAAGAUUCCCGGGUUUUUAACUUUAUCACAGUCAGAUCAAAUAACAUUACUGAAGGCAGCUUGUUUGGAAAUCAUGAUAUUACGGUUGAGCACGCGCUAUGACAUGGAUGCGGAUGCUAUGAGUUUUUCCAAUGGUCUCAUGUUAAACCAGGAACAGCUGAAAAACGGGGGUUUCGGCUCACUGACGUCCACCAUUUUCAGCUUCGCCUCUUCUUUAAAAAGCAUGAACACCGAUGAAACCGAAUUUGCACUUUUAGCAGCUAUUUGCCUCAUCAGCGGAGAUCGUUCUGGCUUGCAAGACAUUGACAAGAUUGAACAGAUCCAGGAGCCCAUGUUGGAAGCAUUGAAACACUAUAUCCGGUCGCGGCGCCAGGAUCAGCCACACAUAUUCGCCAAACUGCUGAUGAAGCUUACUGAUCUACGCAGCAUUAGUGUCAAAGGUGCUGAACAGUUAUUACAUCUUCGUCUGGAAAUGCCUGGCCAGUUACCUCCCCUGGUAAUGGAAAUGUUAGUACGUACUGAAAAUGUUUGUAUUCCUUGAUGACGGUUUAAUGUUUAGGAGUAAACUCAUUUUUUACCUGGGGUGAACAGUUUACAUCUCGAGUGAACAAUUUUCCAUCUCAAGUGAAUCGUUUCCAUCUCAAGUGAACAUGUUUUUCCAUCUCGAGUGAACUGCUUCCAUGGAGUGAACAUGAACAGUUUUCAACUCGAGCAAACAAUUUUCAACUCGAGUGAACAAAUUUAAACUCGAGUGAACAGGUUUCAACUGCUGAUGGCAGCUUGCACAAGUGUGAUAAUGUUACCAAGAUGGCCGACCUCACAAGGUCUCUCUGGAUGAAGGUGGAAUCUAGCAAAGAUAUGUAUGCAGUUCUCUUGUUUCUCCAUUCAAACAUGUCUGGUACCGGUGUGAGCAGUAGACUGGGCAGUUACAUAAAGAUGACUCGUUGGUUUGUCUGAAAUCAGCAGACGUCUCUUGACACCGACAGUAUAUAGACUUGACACUGGUAAUGACAGUGAAUUGCACUGUUGGUGAGAUGACGUAACAUUGAUAUUAAAUUGAGAAGUUGAUAUCUCAGGGAUUUACCAUUGUUCUGUGACAUACUCAAAAGAAACUGAAAGUUGUGAUGAAACCAAGACACACCACACACACACACACAGAUGCCAAAGGCUAUGCAGAUCAUCACCAUAUUGGAUUAGUUGCCAUGACAACAAAGGCUCUACAGAUCAUCACCGUAUUGGAUUAGUUGCCAUGGUGACAAAGGCUCUACAGAUCAUCACCAUAUUGGAUUAGUUGCCAUGGUGACAAAGGCUCUACAGAUCAUUACCAUAUUUACUUAGUUGCAGAUCAUCACCAUGUUGGAUUUGUGGUUGUGGUCAUGGAACAGAAUGCUUUGCAGGUUUUCUACCAUAUUUAAAUUGUUGCCGUGGAACCCAAGGUUAUGUAGGUCUUGGUACCAAUGGCAGUGCAUGUCCACAUCAUAGAUUUCUGUAUACUGUACAAAUAUAAUACCAGAUAUUGCCAUUACAAAUGUGUCUAAAUGUGGCUAGAAAGAACAAUUCAAGAUCCAUUUAAGUGUAACAAAGCUUGCAGGCUGAACAGAACUGUAAUACCAAAUACGUUAUUUGGAAAUUUCCUAGUCUAUACAGUGGAAAAUAACCAAAUAAAGUAUGUGGUGAAACCCUAGUGUAUACAGUGGGAAAACAACCAAAUAAAGUAUGUGGUGAAACCCUAGUGUAUACAGUGGGGAAAACAACCAAAUAAAAAGUAUGUGGUGAAACCUAGUGUAUACAGUGGGGAAAUAACCAAAUAAAGUAUGUGGGAAACCCUAGUGUAUACAGUGGGAAAAUAACCAAAUAAAGUAUGUGGUGAAACCCUAGUGUAUACAGUGGGAAAACAACCAAAUAAAGUAUGUGGUGAAACCCUAGUGUAUACAGUGGGAAAGGGGAUAAACUAGCAUUAUUGUUGGAAACCUUUACAGUAUGCGGCAUAACAGUAAAGUUAACUAGCAACCUAUGGGUGGGUUUUUUCUUCAAGUUCUGUAAUUAUCCAUUUUGAACACUACAACAGUGAUAAUUACCCAUCAGGCUUUGUGCCAGAAAAUAAUUUGAGGGUACGUAAUAGAACAACAAAGUGCCUAUACUAGAUGGUUAUGGGUUUAGAAUCUUUGGAAACUGGACUCUACAUUUCAUGUUCUUCGACAAAUGUUAAACUGCAGUUCUCUAAAUUACUAAAUCUUUCUAAAAAAUAUUAAAAUUAUUAAUUUACAAGAUUUUAGGGUAUAUAAUUUUAACAUUCAUAUCCUCUGACAGAAACUGUGCCAACACAUCCUAGGGAGUCAAAUGUUGGUUCACCGGCCUCGGUGGCGUCGUGGCAGGCCAUCGGGGUACAGGCUGGUAGGUACUGGGUUCGGAUCCCAGUCGAGGCAUGGGAUUUAUAAUCCAGAUACCGACUCCAAACCCUGAG